Molecule: messenger RNA, 1485 nt
Organism: Argentina anserina (silverweed cinquefoil)
Lineage: Eukaryota; Viridiplantae; Streptophyta; Magnoliopsida; Rosales; Rosaceae
Product: sucrose transport protein SUC2-like
Exons: 1
Coding region: 1-1485 (494 amino acids)
Biological process (GO): transmembrane transport; sucrose transport
Cellular component (GO): vacuole; plasma membrane
Molecular function (GO): sucrose:proton symporter activity
Source: RefSeq, a predicted model, not a curated record
AUGGAUAUUGAGAGUAAUCAGAGUAUGAAGCCGUCGUCAAGGCCGGAGAGUAAGAUGAAGAUGAUACUGGUGGCGUCCAUCGCUGCCGGAGUGCAAUUCGGGUGGGCGUUGCAGUUGUCUUUGCUUACACCCUACGUGCAGCAACUUGGGGUCCCACACAAAUGGGCCUCCGUCGUCUGGCUGUGCGGUCCCAUUUCCGGCUUACUAGUGCAACCCAUCGUCGGUUACUAUAGCGAUCGUUGCAGGUCACGUUUCGGUCGCCGCCGACCAUUCAUAGCCGCGGGCGUUGCGCUUGUUGCCAUCGCCGUCUUCCUUAUUGGAUUCGCUGCUGAUAUAGGCGUCAGUUGCGGCGAUUCCUUGUACGAAGAUACGAAGCCGCGAGCCGUCGUUGUGUUUGUGAUCGGGUUCUGGAUGUUGGACGUGGCCAACAACAUGUUACAAGGCCCCUGUCGAGCUCUUUUAGCCGACAUCUCCGGUGACGACACGAAGAAGAUGAGCACAGCCAAUGCAUGGUACUCCUUUUUCAUGGCUGUCGGAAACGUGCUUGGUUACGCCGCUGGAUCGUUGAAAAGUCUCCACAAGAUGUUCCCUUUCACCGUCACCAAAGCCUGUGAUAUUUAUUGUGCGAAUCUUAAGAGCUGUUUCUUCAUAGCCAUUGCUUUGCUUGGACUACUUACUGUGCUGGCUAUGGUGUACGUACGCGAGGACCCAAAUGAAGAUCAUGAGACUGAAGAGAAAGGCGAGGGAGGAGCCUUGUUCUUGAAAGAAAUUACGGGUGCUUGUAAAGAGUUGAAGAAGCCGAUGUGGAUCUUGCUUUUGGUCACUUGCUUGAACUGGAUUGCAUGGUUCGGCUUCUUACUAUUCGACACAGAUUGGAUGGGAAAGGAAAUAUAUGGAGGUGAAGUCGGGAAAGGGCAUUUGUAUGGCAUGGGAGUUAGGGCUGGUUCACUAGGGCUCAUGCUCAACUCUAUAGUGUUGGGAGUCAUGUCUCUUGGGAUUGUCUACUUGGUUAGUAGGGAAAGGGCUAAUCUACUUUGGGGAGUGGUAAACUUUGUGCAAGCAAUAUGUCUACUCAUGACCGUUCUGGUCACUAAAUUGGCCGGGAAGCAUCGGCAUGCUUCUGUUGAUAAGCUGCUGCCACCCCCUGCUGGUAUAAAGGCCGGCGCAUUGGCUAUAUUUGCUGUGUUGGGGAUACCUCAAGCGGUGACCUACAGUGUUCCCUUUACCAUGGCCUCAAUAUUUUGCAGCAACUCCGGCGGAGGACAAGGGUUGUCGUUGGGAGUCUUGAAUAUUGCCAUUGCCGUACCACAAAUGUUUGUAUCUCUACUAAGCGGACCGUUGGAUGCUGCUUUCGGAGGUGGUAACUUACCAGCAUUUGUUUUGGGAGCUUUUGCUGCUGUAAUAAGUGGAAUAUUGGCCUUGACUCUUCUACCGUCUCCAAAAUCUGAAGAUAGUCCAACUGAAAACGUUUUAGCUAUUGUGUGA